Molecule: messenger RNA, 151 nt
Organism: Entrophospora sp. SA101
Lineage: Eukaryota; Fungi; Glomeromycota; Glomeromycetes; Entrophosporales; Entrophosporaceae
Source: the annotation of a GenBank genome assembly
UUUAUUGGAAUGUGCAAAGGGUGGUAUGAUUAAUGGGAUUGGAACUUCCGGUACUAAAUUUUUGGCGGCUAUGCAUCCUAUCGGCGAUAUUCUCAUUUUUAAGGAUGGAGAUAGUGCGGCAAGUUUAAUUGGCCAAAUCACUAUACAAUAA